Messenger RNA from Centropristis striata (black sea bass), 6963 nucleotides. Its product is annotated as mitogen-activated protein kinase kinase kinase kinase 4-like. The record is from RefSeq and is a predicted model, not a curated record. Bases 199 to 4743 code for a protein of 1514 amino acids. NCBI's taxonomy places the organism in Eukaryota, Metazoa, Chordata, Actinopteri, Perciformes, Serranidae. The transcript is spliced from 32 exons. Gene Ontology annotation, molecular function: ATP binding; protein kinase activity. Gene Ontology annotation, biological process: protein phosphorylation.
GGGAGAGCGGACAGGGAGCCGCUGCUGCCACCUCAACAUGGAGUAGCGAGAGCCCAGCAUUUACUGCUCAGGAGCGGAUCCCACAGAGAGGAACACGCUGCGGCCUCUAUUUAUUUUAUCCGCCCAAGUAUUCGCCAAUGAUACAGCAGCGAUUCUUUUUUUCCAAACGCAAAGGAAAGCUCUGCUUUUAUUUGAAAGAUGGCGAACGACUCUCCAGCUAAAAGUCUAGUAGACAUAGACUUGGCUUCAUUGCGGGAUCCAGCUGGGAUAUUUGAAUUGGUGGAGGUAGUUGGAAAUGGCACCUAUGGACAAGUAUACAAGGGACGACACGUCAAGACUGGACAGCUGGCUGCCAUCAAAGUCAUGGACGUCACAGAGGAUGAAGAGGAGGAAAUUAAACUGGAGAUCAAUAUGCUGAAGAAGUAUUCCCACCACCGAAACAUAGCCACCUACUAUGGUGCUUUCAUUAAGAAAAGCCCCCCGGGACAUGAUGACCAGCUAUGGUUGGUGAUGGAGUUCUGUGGAGCUGGUUCCAUCACAGACCUGGUGAAGAACACCAAGGGGAACCAGCUGAAGGAAGACUGGAUCGCCUACAUCUCCAGAGAGAUUCUCAGGGGUCUGGCCCACCUCCAUGCCCACCACGUCAUCCACCGUGACAUCAAGGGCCAGAACGUCCUGCUGACUGAGAACGCUGAAGUCAAACUCGUUGACUUUGGUGUGAGUGCUCAGCUGGAUCGGACAGUGGGGAGGAGGAACACCUUCAUCGGGACCCCUUACUGGAUGGCCCCUGAGGUCAUCGCUUGUGACGAGAACCCAGACGCUACAUACGAUUACAGAAGUGACCUGUGGUCUUGUGGUAUCACAGCUAUUGAAAUGGCUGAAGGAGCACCACCACUUUGUGACAUGCAUCCAAUGCGUGCUCUCUUCCUCAUCCCGAGAAACCCUCCUCCCAGGCUCAAGUCUAAAAAAUGGUCCAAAAAGUUCUUCAGCUUCAUCGAGGGCUGUCUGGUGAAGAACUACACGCAGCGCCCCCCGACGGAGCAGCUGCUCAAGCACCCCUUCAUCCGGGACCAGCCCAACGAGAGGCAAGUCCGCAUCCAGCUCAAAGACCACAUCGACCGGACCAAGAAGAAGAGGGGAGAGAAAGAUGAGACGGAGUACGAGUACAGCGGCAGUGAGGAGGAGGAGGAGGAUCCUCCGGAGCAGGAGGGAGAGCCCAGCUCCAUCGUCAACGUGCCAGGUGAGUCAACGCUGCGCCGCGACUUCAUCCGCCUGCAGCAGGAAAACAAAGAGCGAUCCGAGGCGCUCCGCCGCCAGCAGCUCCUCCAGGAGCAGCAGCUCCGCGAGCAGGAGGAGUACAAGCGCCAACUACUGGCUGAGAGGCAAAAACGUAUCGAGCAGCAGAAGGAGCAGAGGAGGCGGCUGGAGGAGCAACAGCGGCGUGAGCGGGAGAUGAGGAGGCAACAGGAGCGCGAGCAGCGUCGCCGCGAGCAGGAGGACAAGAGGCGCAUUGAGGAGAUGGAUCGUAGACGUAAAGAAGAGGAGGAACGCCGGCGGGCUGAGGACGAGAAGCGAAGGAACGAUCGUGAACAGGAGUACAUCAGACGUCAGCUGGAGGAGGAGCAGAGGCACCUGGAGAUGCUGCAGGAGCAGCUGCUCCGUGAACAGGCCAUGCUGCUGGAGUUCAAGUGGCGGGAGCUGGAGGAGCAGCGCAAGGCCGAGCGACUCCAUAAGCGCCUGCAGCAGGAGCAGGCCUACCUGCUGUCGCUGCAGCACGGCUCCAAACAGCCGCCCGGCAACCACACCAAACUCCCUUCAGACCAUAACAAACCUCCACAGACCUCCACCACCCUGCCCCCUGACAGAGUCCUGGCCUCAACCCCUCAGGCUCAGCUCCUUGACAGUGCUGCUUCUGUAGCCAAAGGCUCAAACCAUUCCUCCAGAGCACUAGAGACAAUCCCCCCAGACAGCUCUAAACCCCAGGCAGCAGAGCCAGAGAAGACUGAUGAGACCUGCCCCAGCCAGCUCUCAGACUCCCCCAGCCCCCCUCAGACUGAAACCCCCACUGACUCUGAACCUCCCCAGGCAGAGAGUCUGGAGCCUGAUAGGCCCGCAGAGGCUGUCACUCAUCCUCCCCAGCCUAUCAGAGAGGCUGACGAGCGCUACCGUAAGAACAUUCAGGGUUCCCCUCAGAUCGCCCCUCCUACCAAGCAGCCCCCUCUGCCUCCCCGCUCCUCUGAACCCUUCUCCAACGGCGGCUCCUCCGAGGCCUCCGCCAUGCACCGGCCCAUGGAGCCUCAGGUCCAGUGGUCCCACCUGGCCGCUCUAAAAAGCAGCAACAGCGCCGCUCCCUCUCCUCCUCCUCCUCCUCCGCCCGUGGUCUCUCGCUCCCAGUCCUUCAGCGAGCCCGGCGGCGUGACCACUAGCUUUGCACAACUCCACCUGCGUUCCCAGGACCCCCACCAUCACCACCACCACCCAUCGCCCGCACGCACUGACCCCCAACCCCAACCUCCCCUCCACCACCCUCAGGCCCAGCACCAGGCCAGCAUGGAGGAGGUUCCUCCCAAGGUACCAGUAAGGACAACCUCCAGGUCCCCGGUACUGUCGCGCCGCGAGUCCCCGCUGCCAUCGCAGCCCGGCAACCAGGGGGGACAGAGGAAUGCUGGCGGUAGCGUGGAGCAGCGGCCGCUGUGGGACCGGGUGGAGAAGCUGCAACCUCGCCCAGGCAGCGGCAGCUCCUCCGGCUCCUCCAACUCCAGCUCCCAGGCCAGUCCUAGCGACCGCUUCAGGCCACGCUGUGAGUCCCCUGCUUCUUCCAAAUCUGAAGGAUCGCCUCUCCAGCGGCCUGAAAACGUCCCCAAAAAACCAGAUGAAAAGAACGUUGCCAGGCCAACUCGACCAGCUGACCUGACCGCUCUGGCCAAGGAGCUCCGCGCGGUAGACGACGUGAGGCCUCCCCACAAGGUCACCGACUACUCCUCCUCCAGCGAGGAGUCGGGCACCACCGACGAGGAAGACGACGAGGAGGUGGACCAGGAGGCGGGAGAGGAGUCCACCUCAGGAGCCGAGGACUCCCGGGCUGGAUAUUCCCAUGGCUUCCGCAGGAGGCUGAGCAACGGGGAGACGGAGUCGGCUAAGACCAUGCUGGUGGAGGACUCGGAGAGCGAGCACGCCAUCACGCCCUCCAAGGAUGGAACGCUGGUCAUCAGACAGAGCACCGUUGACAUAAAGCGGUUGGUCAAUCUCUCCUCCUCCUCUUCCUCCUCCUCCUCCUCCUCUCCCUCGGCUGGCCUUGGUCAGGUCCACGGCCAGCCCCAGCCCCCCGGCCUCGGCCUCGCAGAGAAAAACGGCUUUGCCGGGCGCAUACACCACCUACCAGACCUUAUCCAGCAGAGCCAUCACUCCCCUUCCUCUUCCACAACCAUACCUUCCUCCUCCUCCUCCUCCUCCUCCUCUUCCUCCUUCCCCUCAUCAUCUAGCUAUGCCAGUCCUGCCAUGUCCUCACUGAUCCCCCUGGACAAGCUCACUGCCAUAGAGUCCCAGUCGGAGAGCAACUCCAUGUCCAAACACAAGUCUUCCUCCUCCUUCACUCCCUUCAUCGACCCUCGUCUUCUUCAGAUCUCUCCAUCCAGCGGCAGCUCCCUCAACAACAUGGCAGCAUUCGGGCCAGACGGGCGGCUGGCAGACCCGCUGAGGGCCGAUCCGUCCCGUAAGGGCUCAGUGGUCAACGUCAACCCGGUCAACACGCGCCCGCCCAGUGACACGCCCGAGAUUCGCAAAUACAAGAAGAGGUUCAACUCUGAGAUCCUGUGUGCUGCACUCUGGGGAGUGAACCUGCUGGUGGGGACAGAGAGCGGUCUGAUGCUGCUGGACCGCAGCGGUCAGGGGAAAGUCUACCCGCUGAUCAACAGGAGACGCAUCCAGCAGAUGGACGUCCUGGAGGGACUCAAUGUCCUGGUCACCAUUUCAGGUAAAAAGAACAAGCUGCGAGUGUAUUACCUGUCGUGGCUGAGAAACAAGAUUUUGCACAACGACCCUGAGGUGGAGAAGAAGCAGGGUUGGGUUAAUGUGGGCGACCUGGAGGGCUGCGUCCACUACAAAGUCGUGAAGUAUGAGAGGAUUAAGUUCUUGGUGCUGGCCUUGAAGAACGCUGUGGAGGUGUACGCCUGGGCGCCCAAACCCUACCACAAGUUCAUGGCCUUUAAGUCUUUUGGUGAUCUGGUGCACAAGCCUCUGCUGGUCGACCUGACUGUGGAGGAGGGUCAGAGGUUAAAGGUCAUCUACGGCUCCUGCUCAGGCUUCCAUGCUGUGGAUGUGGACUCUGGUGCCGUCUACGACAUCUACCUGCCCACGCAUAUCCAGACCAGCAUUCAGUGCCACGCCAUCAUCAUCUUGCCCAACACUGACGGGAUCGAGCUGCUGGUGUGUUACGAGGACGAGGGCGUCUACGUCAACACCUACGGCCGCAUCACCAAGGACGUGGUGCUGCAGUGGGGAGAAAUGCCAACUUCAGUGGCCUACAUUAGGUCAAACCAGAUCAUGGGCUGGGGUGAGAAGGCCAUAGAGAUCCGCUCAGUGGAGACGGGACACCUGGACGGCGUCUUCAUGCACAAGAGAGCCCAGAGACUCAAGUUCCUCUGUGAGAGGAAUGACAAGGUCUUCUUCGCCUCCGUGCGCGCUGGAGGUGCCAGCCAGGUGUAUUUCAUGACCCUGGGUCGCUCUUCCCUCAUGAGCUGGUAGCCGCCGUCCCACCGCACCAGCCAACACGACGACCACACCUAAAGCAGUGACCAACAGAUGACGAUUGUGUAAAUGACCAACGACGAUGAAGAAGAAGCCUCGAGCGUCUCGACUGAGGGAGCGGCUUCCUCAAACAAACAACGGAUUGGACUGUAAUGAUGAAAAGAAGCUAGGGACGGUGUUUGGUGGCGAGGAGAAGAAACCCCCACCAGCUUCCAGGUUUUUCCUCCCCCGACCUUUGAGCCGAUCCCCCUCUUCCCCUUCCUCCUCCUCCUCCUCUUCCUCUGCAGGACGUGGGAUCUGUUGCCUGUUGAUGGUUAAAUCUUAUGUGUCAUAGUAAAACUUUGCAUCGUGUAUGUGUGUGAAUGGAGGAAACACUGAGCAUGUGAACGACUGAAGGGGACGAUAAACGCGGCCGUUACUGUAUCGAAGAUUAUGCGCCACACCUCGAGUGUAGCCGUUUGUAGCUGUGUUUUUAGUUCAGGUCCCGUUCAGGCGACAUUAACUCCCACCACGGUAGAUUUCCACGUCAAGUCAUUUAACACUAACUCACAGCCACAUAAGUAACACUUGACAUGUAAAUCUGCCUCUGUAUCUUCACUUCUUUUGCCUUCUCUUCCUUAAAGUGAAGAUUUUUUUAAGGGACCUUCUUGAUAUAUCCAUUAAAUACAGGGUACUGGAUAUCAGCUUGUACAUACUAACGACAUCAACCUUGUAGGCUUUGGACUCGCAGGUUUUACUGACACUCUCUUUUACCACAUUGCCUCACGUACUGUAGGUUAUGUCGGACAGAAGUAGCCCUGUUUAUGACAGCAUGUUGCUUUUGGUGUUAUCGGCAAAAUUAGCUCCAGUUUUUCAUACACUGUAUAUUUUUGCUGCACAUAAAUAAAGCAUAAGAAUGCAGGACGCACCCAUAGAUGAGUUUAAAGGCAAAAUCCACCAUAUUUAUCACAAAUCUCAAUUUUUUCCACCUUAAUCUGCUUUUCACAUCUACUGGAAAUAUUCAAAUGCACCCACAAAUGUGAGAUCCGUUCCCAAGAGCGCCGUUUUUUCAUCCCUCAGGUGGAUUUUUCCUUUAACAUGAGUCAUAAGUAGGGCUAGGAUAAACUGUGAAUUAGACAUGCAGGAUUAGCAGGUGGCCAUUAAAGUAGCAUCGAGGCCAGCGGGCAGAAGUGGCAGUAAGGGAAUGAAGGCAGUGUGCAUAGAUCUAAGAGGGCUGAGAAGAACAUCUACACAGCAGAGGAAAUCAUGUCCUCCAUCUGUUUCAAUUUCACAUCUACAGACUUUUAUUUUGAAGGAGGCUUUAGCUUAAUGUGUAGCUAUAGGGGUCUCCAGAUUGGUCGAAGUUCUAUUAUUGGACCUCUAUUUUAACAUUUUAGACAGUCUGCUCAAGACUUUUAACUGGAUAUUUUUCAUUAAACUGUAACAACACUUGUUAGUCACUUUCACUCCACUUUAAAAAACAAAACAAAAAGUAUACUCCAUCCUGCAGCUGUGUGUUUGUACGAAUGUGAACACGACUUACCAGGACUCACGACCCCACUUCACCUUCUGCUCUCAGUAAAGGUGGUGCCUUCACUGUCUGUCUGGAGCUGCAGAACACGGGAACGAGAUGCUUUCACUGUCCCGAUCAAAAGCAAAGAAAGUCUAAUAGCAGUGUUACGAAACCACUUCAGACGGCGUGAACUAAGCGGCAUAUUUUUAACUCUGACUUAGUUUUUAGUCUUGUUUCUGCAAUUUUUAUUAUGUAACCCUUCAGAUAAGUAUGCGACUGCAGUGGUUUUUCAAUUGUAAUGCACACCUUAUGUUGAAAAUGUUUACAGAAGCAAUUGUUUUGUUAAACCAAUGUGCAUCAAUAUGAAUAUUUAUGGUUUAUUUUGAGGGCAGUUUUUUUUCCCUGUUUUGUAUUUUGUAUUAUUCCCUUUUUGUACUAUCAUUUAGACGUUUGUGUACAGGAAUAAUGGCUCACGUUAUGAAUUACACAAGUCUAGAGUGUGAUUUCACUGAUUCCUCUCCAUCCUGCAUAGUGCACAGUGUGCCCCUGGCUGUGUGGCGGCGUGGAUCAAAUGUUUUCUACCACCCAGGUCCAGGUGACAUGUUCCCCCUCAAACGUCUCUCUGCCAUGCCUCUCUAAUUUAUGUCCUCUCUGUGUGUACUAUGGGAAUUACUGUAUUUUCCUGAAGGUCUUUUUUUCCAUUGAAUAAAAUCAGAAGUAAUUUA